UUUCUUUUCAUUUUCCUUCAUUUGUCUUCACAAUUGUCUUAAUUUCUGCUGUUUUCCAUCACGGCCUCCUUCAUCUGCCUGAAAGACAUGCUGCACUGGUAGAUGCGACUUGUUAAGUCGUGGAUGGCUCCCGGCCACUCCGUCGCUGCUCUCUCUUUCUAGUUCUCGUCACGUUAAGCAUUAUGCUUGGGGACGCCGACUUGAAAGCCCUCGGUGGGAACCUCAAGUCCGUCUCAGAGGAGAGCCAGAAACACCACGAUGAUCUGCAGAGGCUCCUCGGCCAGUUCCAGUUCCUCCUCGACAGCUACAACCGCCUGAAAAGCGACUACGAGGAGGAGAAAGAGGGCCGAGAGAGAUACAAGAGAUUGGCGAAAACUCAGGAGCGGAAUCCAUUUGUACUUGUCCUGGUCGACGGCGAUGGCUAUCUGUUCAAGGACUACCUCAUCAAAUCCGGCCAUCAAGGCGGAACGAAAGCGGCGCAGCUACUAAACGAAUCAAUCAAAGACCUUGUCCACGAGCGACUCGGAACCCAGGCGGAUGAAUGUCGGAUCAUGGUGCGCAUAUACUCCAACAUCUUCGGGCUGUCAAAGUCGUUGGGCCGUCUUGGUCUUAUCGGAAAAGAAGCACGGUCCUUUUCAAUCUUUGCAGCGGGCUUCACUGCUGCUCAGGACCUGUUUGACUAUGUGGAUGCCGGGGACAAGAAGGAAGGGGCCGAUUAUAAAAUCCGAGAAAUGUUCCGUUUGUUUGCGGAUAACAACCAGUGCAAGCAUAUAUUCUUUGCUGGAUGCCACGAUACUGGCUAUCUGUCCUUGCUGACUCCUUACCGCGGCAAGACUGACCGUAUCACAUUGAUCAAGGCUGCGUCAUACCACCCUGAUUUCAGCAGCCUUGAAUUCGCUGUCCGGGAGCUUCCCUCCGUGUUCAUGUCAACACAGGUUGGCGGAAACCAUAUCCCAUCUCCUACUGUUCUGCCGGGUGCCAAGAUCUGCACCCAUUAUCAAAAGGGCAUCUGUAAAUACGGCAACCAGUGUACCAAAGUACACACAGGGCCAGGCCAACAGUUAUCGAAACCGGUAGUGGACAAGGCCUCGCCCGGAAUACCAUCUUAUUACACCAAGGAGCCCAGGUUCCCCACCCGAGACCUGGAAUUUUACAGCAAAACACUUCCCUAUAUGGAUACAAGGUCGCUGUCGUUUAUUGCAGUGAAUAAGGACGGAGAGCGUAUUGAUACAUACGUGCCCAUACCGUCGCAGGAUAGCCGGGAUACGUAUGCACGACUUUCCAAACCAUCCAGGCCGUGCAACUACUAUCACCUCGCGGGGGGUUGCGACACCGAGAAUUGCGAAUAUGGACACAGCCCGCUUGAUUCCGACUCGCUGAGCGUGAUGAAGUAUAUCCUGCGGCAAAAUGCUUGCCCGCAAGGUGCUCGCUGUCGAUCUCUAAAAUGCUAUCUUGGCCAUAUCUGCCAAAAGGAUGACUGCAGGGGUACUAAGCCUUGCAGAUUCAAACCCCAUGCGCACACGCUAGAUGUUAUGGUGGCGCGGUGGGAUGACCCGAUUGAACGCCUUACUGAGGACUCGCCAGAGAGCGAGGCAUCGGCAAAUUCACCCUCCAUCGACGACUCGGGGUCUGUCGAUGGGGUUGAAAGAGUGAGGAGGAGGGCCUGUUAAAACAAUUACGAACAAGUGGAUGAUAUAACCACUUGUUGCUGUGGAGUUUGUAUUAUGAUCAAUCUCCUUCAAUCGCUGAAAAUACGAACAGCCCUUUUGGAUUAAGGGAUGGGAGAGUAAACAACCAGACUACGUAUACGUUAUCAGUAUACGGAUUACAAAGGAAGCAAUGUCUGUCUACUGCAAGUCUCAAAUAAAAAGUCUAGCAAACUUAGGCAAUUGAACACCAGUUAUACUGUCAACCAGUGUAUUUUGUAACCGUGAAAUCUCUGAUCUAUUAUAUUACAGACAUCCGAAAAAAGUGAAAAGAAGAUGUACUAAAACCGCGUAUAGCUGGAGCGCUUUGGAGUCAACCGCAUCAUGAUGGCAUCUGUAUCCUGCUCUGUGCCUUCAGGCCCGCUGGACGGCGCAUUCCUGGC
Molecule: messenger RNA, 2089 nt
Organism: Aspergillus versicolor CBS 583.65
Lineage: Eukaryota; Fungi; Ascomycota; Eurotiomycetes; Eurotiales; Aspergillaceae
Exons: 5
Coding region: 183-1670 (495 amino acids)
Molecular function (GO): metal ion binding
Source: RefSeq, a predicted model, not a curated record